This is a messenger RNA of Nycticebus coucang (slow loris), 2404 nucleotides long. It is a transcript of the gene HEY1, whose product is annotated as hes related family bHLH transcription factor with YRPW motif 1. Gene Ontology annotation, cellular component: nucleus. NCBI's taxonomy places the organism in Eukaryota, Metazoa, Chordata, Mammalia, Primates, Lorisidae. Gene Ontology annotation, biological process: regulation of transcription by RNA polymerase II; anterior/posterior pattern specification; regulation of neurogenesis. The record is from RefSeq and is a predicted model, not a curated record. Bases 357 to 1283 code for a protein of 308 amino acids. The transcript has 5 exons. Gene Ontology annotation, molecular function: protein dimerization activity; RNA polymerase II cis-regulatory region sequence-specific DNA binding; DNA-binding transcription factor activity, RNA polymerase II-specific.
UGCGGAGGGCGGGGUCGCGGUCCCCGCAGGCCCUCGGCCUAGCCCCCGCCCCUCCUCUGAGCGGCUGUCAAUCAGCGGUGCCCAAAGCCUGAUUGGCCGGCGGGAGACUGUUGCCUGGGAGCUACCGCCCCCGCUUCCCCGCCCCCUCGCCCGCCUUCCGUACUCUUCCGCCCUCCCCAGGGCCCUGGGAAGGGGCUCAGCGUGGGAAAGGGAUGGUUGAGUUUUAACUGGAGGCAGAGCGUGAGCGAGAUCAGUGUGUGCGGAACGCGAGCAGCAGAGCGCGGAGAGGCACCGCUGUUGUUAACUCCUCCCUGCCCGCCGCGCCGACCCUCCCCUGGAGCCGCAGCACAGCCAGCAUGAAGCGAACUCACGCCGACUACAGCUCUUCGGACAGCGAGCUGGACGAGACCAUAGAGGUGGAGAAGGAGAGUGCGGACGAGAGUGGAAACUUGAGUUCGGCUCUAGGUUCCAUGUCCCCAACUACAUCUUCCCAAAUUUUGGCCAGGAAAAGAAGGAGAGGCAUAAUUGAGAAGCGCAGAAGAGACCGGAUCAAUAACAGUUUGUCUGAGUUAAGGAGACUGGUACCCAGUGCUUUUGAGAAGCAGGUAAUGGAGAAAGGAUCAGCUAAGCUAGAAAAAGCUGAGAUCUUGCAGAUGACCGUGGAUCACCUGAAAAUGCUGCACACUGCAGGAGGGAAAGGCUAUUUUGAUGCUCACGCCCUUGCUAUGGACUACCGGAGUUUGGGGUUUCGGGAAUGCCUGGCAGAAGUUGCCCGUUACCUGAGCAUCAUUGAAGGACUAGAUGCUUCUGACCCACUUCGAGUCCGACUGGUCUCACAUCUCAACAAUUACGCCUCCCAGCGGGAAGCUGCCAGUAGCGCCCACACGGGCCUUGGACAUAGUCCCUGGGGGAGCGCCUUCGGACAUCACCCACACAUCUCACACCCUUUGUUGCUGCCCCAGAGCGGCCACGGGAACACAGGCACCACAGCCUCGCCCACGGAACCCCACCACCAAGGCAGGUUGGCCUCGGCACAUCCGGAGGCGCCCACCUUGCGAGCGCCCCCUAGCGGCGGCCUUGGACCGGUGCUCCCCGUGGUCACCUCCGCCUCCAAACUUUCGCCUCCUCUGCUCUCCUCCGUGGCCUCUCUGUCGGCUUUCCCCUUCUCUUUCGGGUCCUUUCACUUACUCUCUCCCAAUGCACUGAGCCCUUCGGCACCCACGCAGGCAGCAAAUCUUGGCAAGCCCUAUAGACCUUGGGGGACGGAGAUUGGAGCUUUUUAAAGAACUGAUGUAGAACGAGGGAGGGGAAAGCUUAAAAAUCCCAGCUGGGCUGGACUGUUGCCAAUACCACCUUAAAGUCGUCAGUAAAAGUAAAAAGGAAAAAGGUACACACUUUCAGAUAAGUUGUUUUUUUAAAGACUAAAGGUUUGUUGGUUUACUUUUUAAUUUUUUUAUCAUGCCAUGUAUUAGCAAUUUUUAAAACUAGUUGUUAAAUUUUGUUUAAAACAUUAAAUUGAAAUAGUGAGUAUAAACCAACACCUGUGAUAGGUUUGCACUGUGCCUGAUUUACUUUGUAAACUAGAAUGAUUCCAUUUUGCCUCAAAGUUUUGGGACUCUUAACAUUUAGUAUUUUAGGUCUGUUUUCCAUCUUGUAUAGCUAUGGUCUAUUCUUAGAAUUAAUUUUCCAAACCACUAUGCUUAAUGUUAACAUGAUUCAAUUUGUUAAUAUUUUGACAGAUUAUAUGAAUAAUUUCUUUUUUGGGGGAAACUUAAUGAAUUUUAUAUUUCUGAACAAAGCGUUGACAAAUCAGAUGAUCAGCUUUAUCCAAGAAAGACUAGAAACUUCUCUGCCUUCUGUACCAGUAUGGUGGGUGUAACCUAUUGGUGGCCCUGAAUCCAUGUGACCAACUGCUGUUGUGUGCCAGGACUGGUAGUUCUGGCUUCAUUGGGACGGAGCCACUGAUAAGUUUGGUAGGAGAGGAAACUAAAGAUUAUUGCACAGAAUAUGCCUGCAUUUACCAGCCCUAGCAAUGCAGUGAAGUUUUAAUCUCACGGAUCUCAAAUUCACAGAUGUUAGCAUGGAUAAGUGAUCAUGGUGUGCAAGUGGUCAAUUGAAUAGUACAGUGGGACCUGUUAAAUGUAUAACCUAAUUUUUCUGGAAUUUUCUUUUCACUGGAAAUUUUUAUGUUGCAUUUUCCUUUUGGCGCAUGGAAAUGUGGUUGUUGAGAUAUUUAAAAGGGCUUUUCUGCCUUCUCUUUGGUUUAUUUAAUUUGAUUUGGGCUGUAAAAGUGUUAUUUCACAGGUUUAUCCUUUUAGCAGGUGUUGUUUAAUCAACCUCCACUGAACUGGGUUGACCCCUGUUGUACUGUUGUAUUACGACUAAAUAAAAAAGAAAGAACAAA